GGCUAAAGAGGUGAGUUAGGGGUCCCUUGCGCAAGUCAGACUCGCGAUUUGUCCCGGGCCAUUUCUUGCCAUGGGCAACUGCGGCUGCUUCAGCUUCCUGAAGGAGAGUUGCCUUCGCCGCCGCAAGACAAACCGAAACUGCCUGACUUGGCAGGUUCCAGCCCGCCGAAAGAGCCACGGGAUGCAUCGGGCAAGGGCACGGAGGAGCCCAGCGAGGCGGAGGCAGAGGGGCCAGGAGAGACGAUUUUUCGCAGUGGCAGCCCGGCAAGCAUGGCGUCGCAGACAUCUCGCCCAAUCAGGACGGGCGGCUGCUGAUCCGGGAGCCCCCGAAGUUGCCGAAGGACGCGGCGGCGGUGCCGGACGGCGCCGAGGAGUCUGCCUCAACCUGGAGAUCCUGGCGGGCGGCAAGCGGAUGAUGCGCUGCGAGGCCCUCCGCACCUCUGCGGGCAGCGGGGACUUGAACCUACCGGAGGAGCUGGAGCUUGCGAUCCCGUGCUUGAAGCCCGGGGGCGUCUUCACGGCUCUUUGUCGGCCCUUCGGUCUGGGCGAGCUCCCCGCCACGGGGCUCUGGCAGAGUUUGGUGGCCUGUUAUGGCAAGGAGGCGGUGCUGAAGCUGGAGCUGCUGGAGGUCCAAGACCUAUGUCUCGCUACGCUGGAGGGCCACGAGCGCCUGGACUACGCCAAAGGGCGCAAAGAGGCGGCAGGCCGCUUCUUCAAGCGACAGCGCUUCGAGGCGGCCUUGGAAAGGUACUCCCUGGCGGCGGAGAUGCUCACGCAGAGGGACGACAUCAAGGACAACGCGCUGUACUCCCAGGCGCAAGAGGUGAAGUCCCUGUGCGAGCUCAAUGCCGCCGCGUGCCUCCUCAAGCUGGAGAAGUGGCGCGAUGCGGAGGCUGUGUGCAAUGCCAUCCUGAGAGCCAACCCCGCCAAUGAGAAGGCGCUCUUCCGGCGCGGCAAGGCGCUGCUGGCGCUGGGGGACUCGGCGCGGGCGUCGGCGGACCUGCGGAAGGUGCUGGAGGUGAAUCCCAACAACUCGGAGGCCAAGCAGUUGCUGCAGCAGGCCAAGAAAGAGAGCAAAGGCACUGCGCGGGAGCGGAACGUCUACGCGAAGAUGCUGCAGUCGGACUAAUCGGAGAUGUUAUGCGCUUGAUCGCCGACACGACGUGAGGCAGAAGUUGCGCCCCUUUCAAUUUUCCAACCGGCCAAGACGGCAAAGACUCCAGCGAGAGG
This is a messenger RNA of Effrenium voratum, 1230 nucleotides long. NCBI's taxonomy places the organism in Eukaryota, Dinophyceae, Suessiales, Symbiodiniaceae. The record is from the annotation of a GenBank genome assembly.